AACACUGCAGCUAACUUGUCGCUCCUGCUCCUGAACUUUUCAGGUAUGAGUGCUACGUUCACAGUGCUAACGUUCAUGGCGGCGCUGGCGCUGGUCUGUGCGGGCUCGCCGCUCUCACACUCACAGAGGGCCGCGGAGGAGGCGGAGAGGACGGGGCAUCACCUGGGCUCUGCCGCCUCCGACCGCAUAGAGGAAGACCUUCAGCCCCGGACUGCGAGGACAGAGCGCCUGGCAGAGGAUCAGCGCGAAAUCAUCUCCAAACAGAUCCUACAGGCGUUAUCAGAGAUUAUUCAACGUGAGGACUGCAUAUCAGACUAUCAGGGCUGGGUGGAUUUCGGGCGCAGGAGCACAGACUGACGUUAACCCUCACUGUGACAGUGUGCACUACUCUGCAUUUCAUUAAAUGUUCAAUGCACCUGAAACUUGUCUUUUGCUUUGUUUACUGAUGUUUGUUUUAAGUCAUAUGAGGCCAAAUAAAGUGUAUGUUUGCAUCCACAA
Molecule: messenger RNA, 498 nt
Organism: Colossoma macropomum (tambaqui)
Lineage: Eukaryota; Metazoa; Chordata; Actinopteri; Characiformes; Serrasalmidae
Product: gastrin/cholecystokinin-like peptide
Exons: 3
Coding region: 46-357 (103 amino acids)
Source: RefSeq, a predicted model, not a curated record